Cladophialophora psammophila CBS 110553 is the source of this 1659-nucleotide messenger RNA. RefSeq lists its product as uncharacterized. Gene Ontology annotation, biological process: transport. The coding region runs from base 1 to 1659 and encodes 552 amino acids. The transcript has 2 exons. The record is from RefSeq and is a predicted model, not a curated record. Gene Ontology annotation, molecular function: transporter activity. NCBI's taxonomy places the organism in Eukaryota, Fungi, Ascomycota, Eurotiomycetes, Chaetothyriales, Herpotrichiellaceae.
AUGGGCUGGCCAAAAUGCAAUUCGACAGACGAGGAUUUGGCGAUCACCGAGAUCCCCAUAUGGGAGGGCCAUACUUUCCAUACGAUCGGUCUCUGGAUCGCAGCAAUGUUCACCAUCAUUGCCCUGGCUGUCUCCUUCUUCCUCAUCCUCAUGCACGCCACGCAUUACCUGAAACCACAUGAACAGAAACACAUUAUUCGCAUCCUCGUCAUGGUCCCCAUCUACGCCGCCGUCUCGCUCCUCUCCUUUUACUACUAUCGACACAGCGUCUACUUUGAGGUCAUCAGAGACUGCUACGAAGCAUUCGCUAUUGCUUCUUUUUUCUCCUUGCUGUGCGCCUACCUCGCUACAGAUUUACACAAGCAAAAGAUCUACUUCCGAACAAUCACCCCGAAGAAAUGGGUUUGGCCCAUGAAGUACUUUCAGAAGUGUACGGGCGGUUCUGAGAAGGGUUGGCUGAGAACACCAAAAAGCGGCUUGACAUGGUUUAAUGUGAUUUGGGUCUCGAUUUUCCAGUACUGUUUCAUCCGCGUCUUUUUCACGAUUGUAUCAGUCAUCACCCAAGCUCUCGACCUGUAUUGCCUCGAAUCGUUGAGCCCGGCCUUCUCCCAUAUCUGGGUCAUGGUCUUUGAAACCAUUUCCAUCACCGUUGCCAUGUACUGCUUGAUCCAGUUCUACGUUCAGAUCAAGGACGACAUCAGGCAGCAUAAACCCCUGCUGAAAAUCACGGCCAUCAAAUUGGUGAUAUUCCUCAGUUUCUGGCAGACCAUUGCCAUCUCUUUCCUCACCAGCGCCGGGGCUAUCAAGGCCACCAACAAGAUCCAAACUCCCGAUAUCAAGGUCGGUAUCCCUGCGCUAUUUUUGUGCGUCGAGAUGGCCUUGUUUGCCAUAUUUCACAUCUGGUCUUUUAGCUGGAAACCGUACGUGAUCGGCUCAAAGGAACAGAUGUCUGACAUCGUGGCCGGUGAGGGCCUGUCGCGAUACGAGGGAGGCUUCUUGGGUAUGAAAGCCAUUUUUGAUGCUUUCAAUGGCAUGGAUAUGCUCAAAGCUACGGGUCGAUCGGCGAGAUGGCUGUUCAAGGGACGCAAGACUCGCCACACGGACUCGAGCUAUGACUUGUCGAGAAAAGAUACCGAAGGAAGUGAAUUUGGCGCCCAGGGCCAGAAAUUGAAUCCUCUUAGUACCCAAAGCGCUUACAAGGGGGCUGCGGAUAAGCCACCGCACUACAACGCUGUCGAGGAUGAAGAAGGCGCCAAUCUACUCGCCAACGGCCAAAAUAUGCCAACAUCGCAUCCGCCAGUUGUUGGGUCAGGCAUUGAUGGGGGCCACGACAUUUACGAUUCGAACAAUGUGAGCGAUAUUGGACUAGCGUCGAGUUACGACGAUAAAUACAACGGCCGAUACGACCCUCCCUCGCAUUACCCACUGGCGCAGCAGCCCUAUGCGCCGUAUCAGGGGUCCCACAACGGAGGUCAGGAAACCGGAGUGGUCGCAGUACCAUAUCCUGCACUAGCGAGAGAAGAAUCAAGUUCACAUUUGGGAGGUGGCCACGACAGCAGGAGAACAUACAUGCCGCCUCCGCGGAGUCCGGAUCCAAACACGAGGAAGCCGACUACAAGUAAAGGCCCAGACGGGGUAGGGACCGGCGAGUUUUUCUAA